Molecule: messenger RNA, 830 nt
Organism: Halichondria panicea
Lineage: Eukaryota; Metazoa; Porifera; Demospongiae; Suberitida; Halichondriidae
Exons: 2
Coding region: 78-830 (250 amino acids)
Source: RefSeq, a predicted model, not a curated record
CCUGGGGAAGUCCCACAUAACUGUACUUCUCACUGUUCUUGCCUCGUGAGUAUAGUAGCAAAUAGUCUGAAAAUAAUAUGGCUAGUCAAAUGAUGGCUAGUUAUAAAGCUCCAUCAAGCAGAAGCUCCCAGAAAACAGAUGAUCUCGCAUGGUCAUACCCAUCUUACAUACCUCUACCUGGUCGCAUUGAUUUAGACAUAGAUCUAAUUCAGGCACAACCAGCUGCUGGUAGUGACAGUGACAAAGCCUGUGAUAAAGUUCCACUCCAAAAGAAAGAUGAGUUGGAGACAUUGAGGAAAGACCGAGAGGACAGCUUACUGAGAAUUGCUGACUUGGAACGACAAGUUCAAAUUGCCGAGCAAAGUGUACGACUCAAAGAGGGUGCUGCAACUGAUAUAAAGAAGCUACCGAAAAAGAAGAAAGCUGGUAGGAAAAAAACUAAGUCUAUCGAUGGAGCUCAUUUGGUUGCCAGGAUCGACGACUUUCAUCGAAACGAAGAAAAACUAACGGCAGAACUCAAGCAAAAAGAAGAUCAACGAUAUCAAGCAACACAACAGGUCAUUGCACUCAGAGAGCAGCUUAGCACUUUACAACACCAUAUUGAGAAUCUCAAAUAUGCAAAUAAACAGAUGGAAGGGGAAAUGAAGCAGCUUCUUGAGAUAGCGCCUGAAGAUAUACCUGACGAUGUCAAUGUCAGAGUGUUGAUCGCUCAGCUACGAGCCCGUGUCAGUAUGUUGGAGAGAGAAAACCAACAAAUCAAGGUGCAUACAGAAGAGCAGAGCAAACAAGUUCCGAUAAUGGAUCAAGAACAAAAAGGGAUUGAGGUAUGA